AUGAAGGAAGUGUGUUUUCUUCUAUUUACUCAUCAUUUUGGUUAUUCGUCAUCACUCUGGCCACUUUUCUCUUUCUUUUUUCUUCCUCCUCUUAUUUCUUUUUCAUCAUUUUUUUUCUAUUUUUCAAUGUUUUCCAUUCUUUUAUUUCCAGUUUUUGUUCUUCUAUAUGUUUGCUUUCUUUUUAUCAUCUAUAAUUAUUCUUCUAUUUCUCUUCUUUUUUUUUCUUUUAUUCUUUAUCAUUUUUCUUCCACAAUAGUUUUUAGAUUUUUUCUUCAUUUUUCAUAUUCUUUUUCUUUUGUUUCUAUCUUUCCUUCAUUCCAUUGUUCAAUCUCUAUUCAUUCUUUUCUUUCUCUCUUCUCUUCUUCUUUCUUUUCUUUGUCCCAUUGUUCGAUUUCUAUUCAUUCUUCUCUUUUAUUUCUUUUUCUCUUCUUCUUUCUUUUCUUUGUCCCACUGUUUAAUUUAUACUCAUUCUUUUCUUUCAUUACUUUGUCUUCUCUUCAUUCUUUUCUUUUCCCCAUUGUUUGUUCUUCAUUCAUUCUUUUCUUUCAUUUCUUUCUCUCAUAUGAAUACAUCUCACUCGACCUAUCUAUCUAUCUAUCUAUCUAUCUAUCUAUCUAUCUAUCUAUUUCUUUUCUUCUCUUUCUCCCUCUUCCCAUUUUCUAUUUUUCAUCGUAUUAUCUUCUCUACCUCUUUCUUUUUUUGAUCCUUUAUCUUCUCUUCUCCUGUCAUUAUUUAAAUUCCCUUCCACAUUUUUCUUUUUUUUUUUUCUCUUCAAUUUCUCCUCUUUAUCAUUUCCAUCCCUUCUUACUCCAUUUUCCUUCCUUUUCACUUUUGGCUUUUCCCCACUUUUCAAUCACUUUUUUUUAUCUUGUCUGCCCUUUAUUUCCUUUUCGUUCUUUUCCUGCUUAG
Acanthosepion pharaonis is the source of this 909-nucleotide messenger RNA. Lineage: Eukaryota; Metazoa; Mollusca; Cephalopoda; Sepiida; Sepiidae. The record is from the annotation of a GenBank genome assembly.